AUGAGAAACGUUAGGCGCAAAAGCAUAAGAUCGUGCGAAUUGUGCCGUAAGAGAAAACUGAGAUGUGACGGGAAAAGACCAAGAUGUUCUACAUGUGUACGUAAGAAAUCGUCUGAGUGCACCUACGCCAUUGGAUUUGAGCAGGACGUGGAAUUUAGGGAAAAAUUGAAAGCAUUAAAAGAAGCCAAGCUUUUGGAGGACGUGAAGCUGCUGGAGAAGCGCCUGGAAUCAGGAGGUGGCGUUGUUUGUGAACUUUCUAGAGAUGUAAACCUAAUCCAUGAGUAUGGGCCGUGCAAUGUCGUAUUGGCGAAUAAAUCGACGGUAUACCGGAUGUCCUCUCACUCAGUAACGCCGGAUAUAGGUGAGAAAUCAAAUAUUAAUGUGUUGGAUGAUUUCCACAUUUUACAAUGUAAAGAAGAUGGCAGAAGAAUAUAUUAUGGACCAACUUCCGUAAAAACAUUCAUGGCAAAGAGUAAAUGGGGAAUGCUAGAAAGAUUUCGUCAAACCUGGUGUGUUGUGAAGGUUACCAGAAGCAAGUGGAAGAAGCUAAACGGCAGAAAUAUGAUAGACGAGAUAAAGUGUAUAGAAAGGCACCUACAGAGUUCAAAUCCAUUAUUAUGUAAUUCACUUCAAGAUGCUUGUCACGCUCUGCCUCCCUAUGAAAAGAUUCGAUCUCAUAUAGAACUGUUUUUUCAAGAUAAAGUUCUAUUUCAGAUUAGUGAUGUUAUUGACCAAGAAAAGGUUUUGAAGGACUUUUUCGAGGAAUUUGUACCAGAUAAACUAUCUUGCGCAUCUGAACAGCGUGUAAUAAGUUUAUGUCCUGUGAAGAAAAAGAACUAUUACAAAAUAGGUGUCAUCCUCAUGAUACUAGGCUUUACAUAUUUUUACGAAACGAUACCAGAAACAAUCCAAAAAUUUUUGAUUCUAUUGACGGGCAUAUCUACGGCUAAAUGUAUGUACAUUGAACGAGCACAGUUUCUAAUGUUGCGAUUGCAUCACCUAUCAAGGUAUUCUUCUACUGGAGAAGACAACAAUAAUGAAAUGAUCAUAGUUGACUCGCUAAUAAACACCAGUUCUUUGUUGGGUCUCAAUCACAAUAUUAGCGUAUUGUAUGAUGGCCAAGAAGAUCUAGUAGGAAACCUGAGUACAUUAACAAAACUAAGAGAUUGGGUUCUUUUUGCAGAUGUUCAGAUGGCAUUUCAAUUAGGAAGGCCUUUGUUAAUUUCCGCAACAGAAUUAGAUUAUUAUAAUGAUAGUAAUAAUAUCAUAGGCAACCCCUUAGAAACUACAGAACCUUCAUUUUAUAGUCUUUUCAGAAAGUUCCUAAGGAUAUCGCGUUGUAUAAUAUCUGAAAUUCAUGAUAAAGCUGUCGUGCCCAAUCUAAAGAAGAUGUGUGCGACUUUAACAGAAUUUAUUGAACAGUAUUUACACCCUAUCAGUGACUAUACAUCGCCUUGCUCUAUGAAAAAGGAAUAUAUCUGCGAAACAGGAAUUCUUUUUCAAAUUCUAUCGAUGUUAUUAUCAUUAUACAAUCUUCGCUAUUUGGCAUUCUCAGAGAUGAGUGUAGGUCUCAAAAAUUCUGUUAUAAAGACCUCGUUGGUAUCUCUUUCUCUUUGUACAUGUUUGACAUCUUAUUGUUUUGAGCAAGAUGCUAAGAACUUUCCAGGAUUGUUUCAGUCAAAUUCAAAACAUGUUGCACCGUAUUUUUCUCUAUCAUUAUCACUGAGUAGUGAAUUGUCUUAUCGGGCUCUCAUCACAUUCUAUGCCCUAGUGUAUAAUACUCUAACGUUAUCUCAAAGUGGUCUGAUAUGUUCAGCUGGUGAGCACUCGGUCAAAAAAUGUGACUUGAAAACUUUACAUAUUAAUGAAACGGCAAACAUAUCAUUUUCAGUUUACUUUAAAGUUUUCUGUGAAAUUGUCAACCGUAUGUCUAAUAAUGAGAACGCUAGGUUUCGGCAGCUGAGCCGCCGAUCAUAUGCUUUUGUUACUAUGUUGACACUAGCAAAUUCUUGUCGAAACACUAUAAAGAAGACAUUAGAGAAUAAGGAUUGUGAAAAGAAGCCAUGGAUUUCGCCGCUUCAGCAAUUUCCUAGUCUCGAAUUUUUCGAAAAGAAUGUAUACCACACUCUGGAAAGUAGACAUUAUAUUGAUCCGUCAACACCUGCUCAUGCUAUUGAAGAAGACUCAAACCCACCUUUGGUUUCCCAACCAUUAGAAUCGGAAUCAACCUUUGAGGGUUUACUGCAUGAAAUUUCUACCCAACAAGAUGUCUCUAACUUUUUAUUUGAUGAAAAUUUCUUUUCUGAAAAUACACAGAGCGAUAUUUAG
Messenger RNA from Saccharomyces mikatae IFO 1815, 2328 nucleotides. Its product is annotated as Zn(II)2Cys6 transcription factor domain-containing protein. The transcript has a single exon. Gene Ontology annotation, molecular function: DNA-binding transcription factor activity, RNA polymerase II-specific; zinc ion binding. The coding region runs from base 1 to 2328 and encodes 775 amino acids. Lineage: Eukaryota; Fungi; Ascomycota; Saccharomycetes; Saccharomycetales; Saccharomycetaceae. The record is from RefSeq and is a predicted model, not a curated record. Gene Ontology annotation, biological process: regulation of DNA-templated transcription.